CCGAGUGGUUUCCCUUGGUGGGUGUGCGACACCGCUUGGGCGGGCCCUGCGGCUACUUCUCAUUACACAGGCGACUCUAGUUUCUCUGCCACCGCAGCGCAAGGACAGGAGCCAGAUUCUCCUGGUGCAUGCGUGCGGUUUGGACGACCCAGGGGGCCCAACCAAGCACAGGAUACAGAGCUGGCCCCGUGUCCCGGCCACCUCACUCACUGGUCAUGUCACACCUGCUCUCUGCAGCGGCAGCGCUCCUCCUGUCCCUGGCCGUCAUCUUGCACGAUGGUCAUCCAGUGAGAGUAAAAGCGCUUGCAGAAGCCAGAGACGGUCUCCGCCCUCCUGCCGCAGGGACAGGACCCGCCACGGCCAAACCUCGCCUGCAGCCGACUAAGCACGUGCCGGACGGACCUUCAGCAACGAGGUCCCGGGGUGCUCACACCACCUCCCAGACAGCUGGGGAGACCUCUGAGAACCCAGCGCACACGACCAGAGCCCCGACAACUACCUCACAAACUGCAAAAAGCACCCCCCCCUCCAGCCCAGUUACCCACGCCCCGGCCACCCCCAACAACACAGGUGCCCCACUUACCGAAGCCACCAUCAGGCCCGCCUCAGCUCCGCACUCCCAGCCGCCCGUGUCGCCAACCUCCGCACCUAGAACCAGUCCAUCCACUGUCAGCCUCGCGACCGGGAAAACCACCCAACCCGGCGAGCAGGCCACUGUCUCCAAAACUUGGUCCACAGCGCCAUACAAAAGCACAACCGGUCAGAAACCUUCUCCAUCCACCCACACCCCGGAAACGUCCAUAGCCACGCACAACGCCACCCCAACAGCCUCUCCUGCCACCACAGUUCCCGGGGCUACUCUGGCACCUGAGCCAUCGUCUGCCAAGACCGGAAUUUAUCAAGUUCUAAACGGAAGUAGGCUCUGCAUAAAAGCAGAGAUGGGGCUACAGCUGAUUGUUCAAGAAGUAAAGUCGGUUUUUUCACCUCAGAGAUACUUCAACAUCGACCCCAACACAACCAAAGCCUCUGGCCAUUGCGGCUUCCGAAAAUCCAACCUUCUCUUGAGCUUCCCUGGAGGAUCUGUGAAUAUCACAUUCACCCAGGAAGAAAAUUCGUAUUACAUCAGUGAAAUAGGAGCCUAUUUGACUGUCUCAAAUCCAGAGAAAGUUUUCCAGGGGCUGAAGAGCGGGAUGGUGAUGUUCCAGACGGUGCUCGGGCAUUCCUUCCAGUGCGUGAGUGAGCAGAGCGCGGCCCUGUCGUCCCAGCUGCAGCUGAAGACCACGAACGUCCAGCUGCAAGCCUUUGACUUUGAAGACGACCGCUUUGGAAACGAGGGAAAAGCAGAGGCGGUAAUUCAAGAAAGAAAACAAUUCUGUUGGAUUCCCUCUUCCCAGUUAUAGCCAACCCCCCGCCCCAAGUGUUUCCUCUGAGUCAGUUUUCAUUUCCGUCUAAUUUCCUUCCGCUCUGGGUCUGAACCUGCACCACCAGAGCUUGCCCAGGACUCGGAAGUCCUGGGGUGAGGGCCAGGGGCAGGCCCGGGUGGUCUUGUGGAAAAAGUCCUUUUCUCCUGUCCAGAAGGCAGUGCUACCAGGAUUUCUCCCUGUCAGGAGGCUCAUGAAUUUGGAUUCUCAAAACAUCCCUCUUGAAAGAGCUCAAAAACUAUUGCGGGUGCUUCUCAGUCACCCAAAAUGGAUCUAAGCUCGUUUAGCUGCCUGUUACAUUUCUCUAGCACAAACCUGGUUUUACUUUGAGUUCUGCUGUAAAAUUAAAGAUGUGCCCGUUAGAAAACUUCUCCUGAUGCAGUGGGAACCCUUCAGCCAACAAGACCAUGCUGCUUGCCGUAGAGCCCUGAUUUUUAUAGGGUUUGUCUGUAUCUUACAGUUUUUGAGACAGAAUUUCACCAAGUCACUGAAUUGCCCAGGCUGGGCUUGGGAUCUUCCUGCAUCAGCCUCCCAGAGUGUUGGGGUUACAGGCACACGUCACCACGCCCAGUUUAAUCAAGUGAUAAAAGAAGGCACUUAGAGCCUUUGUGAAGCAGGAAUUGAGCAGGGCUUGGGAAUAAAACCUUUCAGCAGCUUUCUGGCUGCAACCAGCGAUGUUCACAGGCAGACAUGGAAAAGGUUUACUUGUUUUUGUUUCGUGAUGCUGAGGGUUGAACUCAGGGCCUUCACACUGAACUACAC
Messenger RNA from Chinchilla lanigera (long-tailed chinchilla), 2183 nucleotides. It is a transcript of the gene Lamp3, whose product is annotated as lysosomal-associated membrane protein 3. Gene Ontology annotation, cellular component: membrane. The record is from RefSeq and is a predicted model, not a curated record. The transcript has 6 exons. Lineage: Eukaryota; Metazoa; Chordata; Mammalia; Rodentia; Chinchillidae. Bases 129 to 1400 code for a protein of 423 amino acids.